AUCUACGUGGGGAGACACAGACACACUGAGACACACCGAGACACGAGGAGACACACAGGGACACCAUAGAAAGACCUGGGGACACAGAGAGACACGAUGUGAAUUCGAGACGCACAUUAAUAGACCGAGACGCACAUAUAUAGACAGAGGGGACUUGGAGAAACAGAGACAUUGAGAAACGCAGACUCACGGAGACUCGGGGAAACACAGAGACAAGGGGGGGGGGGGCACAUAGACACUUCGAAGCACACAGAGAGACAAGUGGGGAGUCACGGAAUCAAACCCACAGGACUUGAGCUUAGAAAUGGACCCUCAUCGCCAUCCACAGCAGCAGCCACAACCCCAGCACCACCACGACAGCAAUCACGAACAACACCACCAUCAUCGACAUGACCCGUGCAGUAACCCACGCCCUCCCAAGCACCUCUGGCGGCAACCGCAGACGCGCAUCCACAUCGCUCGCAGGGUCCUCUCCGACUCCGAGAAAGAUCGGGUGCUCAGGGAAGAGAGAGCGGCUCCGGUGAAGACCUGGAUCGGCCCAGCCCUGCUCGGAGUUGGCCACUGCGGAUCCGCCGACUCGGCGCUGAAGAGAUCGCGAGCGGCACCGGAGCAGGAGCAGUGGGAAGAGACACGUGAGGAGGGCUCUGUGUUCCCGGGUCCUCACGUCGCCCCUCAGCGUCGUGAGUCGUUCCUCUACCGCGGGGAGAGCCAGGGAUCGACUCGGAGCGACUCGCGCAAGUCGUCCAUCAUCAGCGAGGGAGUUCGUCAUGGCCGCCUUCCUUCCUACAAGUCUGAGCCUGUGCUAGGCAUAGGCAACAAGAGGUUGCACGAUGACGUCAUCGUGACGCCCUUCGCACAGGUACUGGCAAGUCUCCGAAGCGUUCGUAACAACAUCAGCUUCCUGGCAAAUCUACCAAACCGGCAAAACCCCGCAGCUACAGUCGCAACUCCACAAAGCAGCAUCAAUGAUGGAGGGGCUCGCGUGGUGCUGGAGGAGUCUGUGGAGGAACUUGACUGGAGCCUGGCGCAACUGGAGGGGAUUCAGACUCACACGGCCGUGAGCCGCAUGGCCUCAAACAAGUUUAAGAAGAUGCUGAACAGGGAGCUGUCUCAACUGUCAGAGAUCAGUCUCUCUGGCACCAAAGUUUCAGAGUACAUCUCCAGCACCUUCCUGGACGACCACCACGAGGUAGAGCUUCCGAGUUCGCCUCCAGCUUCUGUCUCCUCCACCUCCUCCCCCCCCACCCCCACCCCUCCGCUCCCCCUCUCCCCGCAACCCGAGUUGGACUCUGAGGCGGUUCCUCGCUUCGGGAUACCGGUGGCAGACGAAGAGAAACUGGCUGAGGAGCUGGCGAGUGUGAACGAGUGGGGAUUGGACGUUUUCGCGAUCGAUAGCUUAUCUGCAAAUCUCCCUCUCACCGCCACCGUCUACACCAUCCUCAAGGAGCGUGAUCUCCUCCGCACGUUCCGCGUGCCCCCUCGCCGCCUCGUCUCGUUCCUCCUCUCGCUGGAGUCUCACUACCACCGUCACGUGCCCUUCCACAACAGCCUGCACGCGGCCGACGUCACCCACUCCACGCACGUGCUCCUCAACGCGAUGGCCCUCAACGCUGUCUUCACCGACCUUGAAGUAUUUGCCGCCAUCUUUGCCAGCUCCAUUCACGACGUCGAUCAUCCCGGGGUGUCCAACCAGUUCCUCAUCAACACCAACUCGGAGCUGGCCCUGCUCUAUAACGACGAGUCUGUGCUGGAGAAUCACCACCUCGCCACGGGAUUCCGUCUCCUCCAGGAAGGGGACUGCGACAUUUUCCAGAACCUCAGCAACAAACAGAGACUGGCGCUCCGCAAGAUGGUGAUUGACAUGGUGCUCGCCACAGACAUGUCCAAGCACAUGAAUCUCUUGGCCGACCUCAAGACGAUGGUGGAGACCAAGAAGCUGACGUCGUCUGGAGUUCUCCUGCUCGACUCCUACACCGACCGCAUUCAGGUGCUGAAGAGCCUGCUGCACUGCGCGGACCUGGGCAACCCGGCCAAGCCGCUGGCCCUGAGCCGGCACUGGACGCGCCUCGUGUCGCGCGAGUUCCGCCUGCAGGGGCAGCGCGAGCUGGGCCUGGGCCUCGCGCCCAGCGCCAUGUGCGACCCCGCCGCGGCCUCCAUCGAGACGGCGCAGGUUUACUUCAUCGAUUUCGUGGCGCACCCCCUGUGGGAGACGUGGGCCGAGCUGGUGUAUCCCGACGCGCAGGGCAUCGUGGACCAACUCCAGGAGAACAGGGAGUGGUACAAGACCCACUGUGAUGACGAUAGCGGCGAUGCUGAUGGUGGCGGUAAUGGCGGCCAGAAGACACGAGCCAGGUUUCAGAUUCAGUUGACGGUCGAAGAGGAAGAGGAGGAGAGCGGUGAUGGUGGCGGUGGUGGUGGCGAUGGUGGCAACGAUCUCAUCUUGCUCUAUCUGUGCAUCGCUUCACCGUUCUGGCAAACCGCCCGAUGA
Petromyzon marinus (sea lamprey) is the source of this 2488-nucleotide messenger RNA. The record is from RefSeq and is a predicted model, not a curated record. NCBI's taxonomy places the organism in Eukaryota, Metazoa, Chordata, Hyperoartia, Petromyzontiformes, Petromyzontidae.